AUGGUCGUAAACUCUCUGAUUAUAACAUACAAAAGGAGUCCACUAUUUACAUGAUCAUACGACAUGAUGGUGAUUUUCAGAUAUUUGUUAAAAAUUUAAUUGGUAAAACCAUCGUUUUUUCUGUAAAUCCAUCCAACACUAUUGAUGAUUUAAAACGUUUAAUCCAUGACAAAGAGGGUAUACCACCAGACAAACAACACUUGAUUUUUGCUGGUAGACAAUUGGAAGAUGGUCGUAAACUCUCUGAUUAUAACAUACAAAAGGAGGCCACUCUUCACUUGGUCCUUCGUCUUCGUG
Racocetra fulgida is the source of this 297-nucleotide messenger RNA. The record is from the annotation of a GenBank genome assembly. NCBI's taxonomy places the organism in Eukaryota, Fungi, Glomeromycota, Glomeromycetes, Diversisporales, Gigasporaceae.